Molecule: messenger RNA, 3771 nt
Organism: Mucor velutinosus
Lineage: Eukaryota; Fungi; Mucoromycota; Mucoromycetes; Mucorales; Mucoraceae
Exons: 1
Coding region: 1-3771 (1256 amino acids)
Source: RefSeq, a predicted model, not a curated record
AUGUUCUAUUGUACCAUUUCCCACACUACUAACCUAUUUCCUCCCCUGAAGAUCAUGAAUAUCUAUGCACCCGUCACUACUCCAGAUAGAUAUAUCUUUUAUGAUCAGUUACUUCAACGCUCCUUCUUCCAAACUCUCGUCACCAACAUGAACACGGCGGAAGGUCUACACAACAAUCACCUGUCUAAUGUCACCGAUGCCCCAUCUAUAGUCGUUGGUGAUUUUAAUUACAAUUUCCGCCAAUACCGUCCACCAUCUAUUGUCAAACCAGCUAGCAUUCAAUCACAAUGGCUAUUUCAUUCGAUGCUCACCCACUACUAUCAGGAAAGUACUCAUGAAUUAAUCCACGAACCUCAAGUACCUACCUUUCGUCGCAACACUACGUUCACUACCAUCGAUUAUAUGUUCUUGAAUCCUCAACUGAUGGACUUCCGUACUGACCAGUUUGUCCACUUUGUCCACUCGGACUGGACUGACCAUGCGAUGCUGUCUACCCAACUAACUUUUGAUAAUCCAGAUCUCGGUAAAGGUCUGUGGCGAGCCAAUCCACAAUUAGUCCACAACGAAUACUUCUGCCAACGCCUGUUCACAAAGCUUGACGAUUUCCACACCCUUCUCGCUUCCAAUGCUAAUGAUCUCACUCCACAAGUCAUUUGGGAUCAAAUCAAGGAAUUAACUCGACAGGUAGCCAAAUCUUGUAGUCGUCGUCAAUCGGAAUGGCGUCGCCGUCUACUUCGUCGUCUCCAAAGCAAGCGGAACAAGCUGCUACGACUCUACAAAACGACUCAAGUACGCAAUGAUCGCCUUCCCAAGAUCGAAUCAAUGAUAGGUAACCUACAACAAGAAUUGGCUGAUAUUCAAGCUUUACGCUCCGGCAUCAAAUGGCGUGAACACGGGGAGAAAUCCGCUGGUUUCCUCAAGCGUCUUACAUCCCAGCGAUCCCAACAACGAGCCAUCCCCACUCUUCAACACCCCAUCUCCUCCUCCGAUUGUGCGACUACAAAGGACAAACAGGCAGCUGCGGUAGCUUACUACGAACGGCUCUACACUGCGGAUAUAGUGGACACCGAAGCGAUUCGCUACUUUACUAAUCAGAUUCCUCAUACUGACAAAAUUCUAGAUUCAGACCACCCGUCAUUAUGUGCUCCAUUUACCCUCGAUGAAUUAGUCGAAGCCGGUACUCGGGCUCCUAAACAAUCUAGUCCUGGCAUUGAUUCCCUACCAUAUGCCAUAAUACAACUGCUUUUCACCCACCCACUCACCGCUGCCAUUGCUCUCCGUGUUUAUUCUGACGCCUUGUCAAACGGCGUAUUCCCGCAAUCGUGGCAAGAAACUUGUCUGGUCUUGCUCCCUAAGAAAGGUGAUCUUGCCUUGUUGCAGAACUGGCGUCCCAUUAGUCUUAUCUGUUGUGAUGCCAAAAUCUUCACUCGGCUGUUGAAUGCUCGGCUCAUGCUCCACUUUGGCACACGAUUGACCACCUCACAAUCCGGCUUCAUGCCCCAUCGCUUUAUUGGCGAACCAGCCAUGACCCUACAUUGCGCUCUGUCCCUCGCCACUGCCACCCAUUCUACGUCAAUCGCCUUGUUGUUAGAUCAAGAAAAAGCAUAUGACCGUGUCAACUUGGAGUACCUCACCGCUGUACUCACAGCUUUUAACAUGCCAUCUUCUCUAAUCUCAUCACUGCUUUCUUUGUUUACUAACACGCAGGUACGGGUCAACAUCAACGGAUUUCUCUCUGAAGCAUUUCCAACCCAACGUGGUAUGAGACAGGGUGACCCUAUCAGUCCUUUGCUUUUCAAUAUCAUCUUCGACCCCUUCCUCCGUGCCAUCAACCAACAUCAAAACAUACUUGGGUUUGACUUUACACGCAUUGCAGCCACUAAUCCUCGUUUUUCCUCCCCUCUCGCUGACAAUGUUCCUCUCGCAGAUCCAGUCAAAGUCCUGGCAUAUGCCGAUGACACACUAGUUUUCCUCAACGAUCUUAGUGAAUUCCACCAACUUCAACAGUUGAUAAAUAAGUAUGCCGCCGCGUCCAAUGCCUCUCUCAACUAUCACAAGACGCAAGCAUUGUCUCUCUCUGGUGUACCGCACGAAUCCUGGAUUCUCGGCCUUCGCGCGUCUGGUAUCUCGUCUUGGCAUGACCAGAAUGCUACCGCUCCCAUCAUCUAUCUCGGAUACCCUAUUUGUUCAUCUACCGCUCAAAAGAACUCAUAUUUCGAUGCUCUUCUCACUCGUCUCCGGGACUUUUGUCGCCUUCAUUCGGUACGCAACCUUACCUUUCGAGGACGGGUUACUGUUCUCAAUUCACUCUUGUUCUCUAAAGUGUGGCAUAUUGCACGCUUGUUUCCUUUUUCGGCUAACGAUAUUCACAAGCUACAACAGCUGGGCGCCUCGUUCGUUAACCAAAAUGCCAAACUAACUCGAUUCUCUUUCGCUACUCUCUGCCUCCCUCGUUCUCAUGGCGGCCUUGGUCUUUUGGAUCCUGCUGUGCAGAUCAACGCCCUUCAGUGGCGCUGGCUUCAUCCACUUUUGCACCCAUCCGAUCCCACUCCUCCUACCAAGACUUCUCUUCCUUAUCUCCGUGUCAUCCUCAACUUCUUCCUCGCUACUCCCUCAUACCCCACCUACCACUGGUCUCUCCUCUUUCCUGCCUGUAGGCCAUCAAGCGCCAGAAAGGUCAUCGCUCCUCUCUACAACAUUCUUCGCGCCGUAGAUACCAUUGUUCGUAAGUUUGGUGUCUGUCAUGUUUCCUUCAGUACUUGUCUACGCCUGCCAUUUUCGACCUUGGUUGAACAUAACCUUCCACCCAACCAUAGCUUAUCGCCUACAUUUCGCUCACCAAAGGAAGUGGUAAAACACUACCCCAGAGUGCUUCAACUUACAGGUAAUGAUGUUUUCAUCUUUGAUACCACCACUCAAGCUCUUCAACUUCGCACUUCGGUCAUCGGCCUACCCCACCAACCCACCAGCUUACGCGCUAUCAAUUUUCUUCAGGCUCAAAACCUACUGCUCACCAACUUCAUUCACUUCAACAUGUUGCUCCUUGUCCCUCGUCCAAACAUCACACAUAUCGACCUCUCCACCAUCACCAACUAUUCCGAUAGUAUCAGCCUCGUAUCCACCCUUCUACUCUCUUUAUUGGCAACUUCAUUUUCUUUUGAGUCUCAUUCAUUCCUUUUAUCCCUCCCUACUAAUCAAGGAUUCAAAUCCCUCCCCCUUCACACUAACCCUUCCUCUUAUUCGUCCCCUUUAGGUGUUGCCAAAUGGAAGCAGUUUUGGACUCUCCAGAUUCCUUUGAAUGCUCGCAAUACUUGGUUCCGGAUCCUUCAUGAAAAAGUUACUACUCGUCAAUUAUUACAUCAACGGCUUCGCGAUUCAUUUACCCCGUACUGUCCUCACUGUCAGUCUUCGUCAUCCACAAUCCCCACCAUCAUCGAAGAUACUGAGCACUUCCUCUUUUCCUGUCCUCGAAAAUUGGACGUCUGGCGACAAACUCUCUCUCUUUACAUCUCACCUCGAUUCUCUUACUUUGCGUACGGGGAAUACAUUGCCAUCCUCCACCUUCGCCUCGAUAUUGACCGCUCAUCUCAUGAACUUUUUCCUGCAUUAUCCGUGUUCCAGGUCUUUGCUUGCAUCCAACAGGCUAUCUGGUCUGCUCAUUACCGCCAAGUUUUCCAGCACGUCCCUUUCAUCCCGUCUACUGUCAUCCACUCCAUUCAUCGUACUCUCCUCAAUUUAGACUCCCAACUUUCCUUCGAUACAAUUAUCUGA